AUGGGCCGUCGUCCUGCUCGCUGUUACCGUUACUGCAAGAACAAGCCAUACCCUAAGUCUCGUUUCUGCCGAGGCGUCCCUGAUGCCAAGAUCCGCAUCUUCGACCUGGGUCGGAAGAAAGCCAAAGUGGAUGAGUUCCCGCUGUGCGGCCACAUGGUGUCGGAUGAGUACGAGCAGCUGUCUUCCGAGGCCCUGGAGGCCGCCCGUAUCUGCGCCAACAAGUACAUGGUGAAGAGUUGCGGGAAAGAUGGCUUCCACAUCCGGGUGCGCCUGCACCCCUUCCACGUCAUCCGCAUCAACAAGAUGCUGUCGUGCGCAGGCGCCGACCGCCUGCAGACCGGCAUGCGCGGGGCCUUCGGGAAGCCGCAGGGGACCGUGGCCCGCGUCCACAUCGGCCAGGUCAUCAUGUCCAUCCGCACCAAGCUGCAGAACAAGGAGCAUGUUAUCGAGGCCCUGCGCCGGGCCAAGUUCAAGUUCCCCGGCCGCCAGAAGAUCCACAUCUCCAAGAAGUGGGGCUUCACCAAGUUCAACGCCCAGGAGUUCGAGGCCAAGGUGGCGCAGAAGCGUCUCAUCCCGGAUGGCUGCGGGGUCAAGUACGUGCCCGACCGAGGCCCCCUGGACAAGUGGAGGGCUCUGCACUCCUGA
Perognathus longimembris pacificus (Pacific pocket mouse) is the source of this 645-nucleotide messenger RNA. It is a transcript of the gene Rpl10l, whose product is annotated as ribosomal protein L10 like. The record is from RefSeq and is a predicted model, not a curated record. The transcript has a single exon. Gene Ontology annotation, molecular function: structural constituent of ribosome. Gene Ontology annotation, biological process: ribosomal large subunit assembly; translation. Lineage: Eukaryota; Metazoa; Chordata; Mammalia; Rodentia; Heteromyidae. Bases 1 to 645 code for a protein of 214 amino acids. Gene Ontology annotation, cellular component: ribosome; cytosolic large ribosomal subunit.